This is a messenger RNA of Alternaria ethzedia, 765 nucleotides long. RefSeq lists its product as uncharacterized. The coding region runs from base 1 to 765 and encodes 254 amino acids. The transcript has a single exon. Gene Ontology annotation, cellular component: eRF1 methyltransferase complex. The record is from RefSeq and is a predicted model, not a curated record. NCBI's taxonomy places the organism in Eukaryota, Fungi, Ascomycota, Dothideomycetes, Pleosporales, Pleosporaceae. Gene Ontology annotation, molecular function: S-adenosylmethionine-dependent methyltransferase activity; protein methyltransferase activity.
AUGCUGCCAACACCGUCCACAUCCCACGUCUGUUUUGAUCGCGUGUACGAACCAGCCGAAGACUCAUAUCUGUUACUCGAUACGCUCUCUUCUGCGUCGGAAACCGCAUACCUGAAAGAACGAUUCGGCGAUGCUUCAACAACCCCACCGUUGGUGCUUGAAGUGGGCGUAGGAUCAGGCGUCGUGUUAGCCUUCGUCGCUGCGAAUGCACGCACCAUAUUCAGUCGCCACGAUGUGCUGACACUCGGGGUUGAUAUAAACAGCUUCGCCUGCAAAGCUGCUUCUCAAACAGUCCGCGAUGCCAUCACAGAGCGGGAGAAUGGACGCUCGGUCUUCAUCGAUGUCGUGAACGGCGACUUAGCAAGUGCUAUCCGACCGCACUCUGUCGAUGUCUUCAUAUUCAAUCCACCAUAUGUCCCAGCUGAGUUGCCCGAUCUGACGAGCCACGACAAGUACAACACUGUGCCGGAAGGAAAGACAGCGACGUCAUUCGAACAGGACUCGUAUCUUCUAGAGUUGUCGUACGCCGGAGGCGAGGAUGGCAUGGUGGUAACCGAUAGAAUGUUGGAGCAGCUGCCGGAACUAUUGAGCUCAGAUCGAGGUGUCGCAUAUGUGCUGUUGUGCGCGCAGAACAAGCCGGAAGCUGUCAAACAGCGGAUAAGAGAUUGGGGUCCGGGCUGGAUGGCGGAGACGGUAGGAUCCAGCGGAAAGAAGGCGGGUUGGGAAAAGUUGGUGAUCGUAAGAAUUUGGCGAGACACAGACUGA